Molecule: messenger RNA, 1456 nt
Organism: Salvia hispanica
Lineage: Eukaryota; Viridiplantae; Streptophyta; Magnoliopsida; Lamiales; Lamiaceae
Cellular component (GO): plasma membrane
Molecular function (GO): protein binding
Source: RefSeq, a predicted model, not a curated record
AAUGGAGCCGCCCAAAGCUGUUGUUUCAGAAACACCAGAAAUGAAACUAUAUGAUGCUGCAACAAGGGGAGAUGUAGCAACAUUCCAAAUACUUGCGCGACAAAAUCCAUUUAUUGUUGAUCAAGUUUCAUUCGCACGUUCAAGAAAUCUCCUGCAUAUAGCAACAAUGGCCGGACAUGUGGGCAUCGUGGAAGAGUUGUUGAGGAUAAACUCAGAGCUAGCUCGAGAUGUCGACUCCAAAAAGUCGUCAUCUCUUCACAUUGCAGCUGAACAAGGGCACGUUGAGAUUGUCGAUAAAUUGUUUCCUAUAGCCCCUGAGAUGUGUUGGUGGCUCGAUGAUCAAGGCAUGAACCCGGUUCAUAUUGCUGCCAUGAAAGGGCAUGUUGAGAUCUUGAAGGUUCUGCUUGAAAAUGACUCGUCUCCUGCUAUGGAGAGACUUCAUCGAGGCCAGACUGUGUUGCAUUUGUGCGUGAAACAUCGUCAGCUUGAGCCAUUGAAGUUUUUGGCAGAGAAAUUGGGCAUUCUUGUGGCUGUGAAGGACGAUGACGGGGAGAAGGCCAUUGAUUUGGCUUAUAGGUGCAAAGCAAAAGAGAUGAUAGAAUAUCUGACGGAGAAGGAUACAACAGAAACGCCUAUCUACCUCAUAAAUAUGACCGGCAUGACAAUGGUGGUGGUGGUCCUGAUAGCUGCAAUGGCGUUUCAGGCGGCCGUCAGCCCCCCGGGCGGAGUGUGGCAGGAAGACACGACAUCACACAGAGCCGGUAAAGCGGUGAUGGCAUAUGCUCAUCCCAAAUUAUACAAAUUAUUCUCUCGUGCUAACACCACCGCUUUCGUUUCGUCUUUCCUAAUAUUACUCGUCGCCCCCCUAGCGGCAACUAAUUCAUUUCUUGCCGUGGUAACCACCCGGGCUGCAACCGUGGUGUCGAUGGCGUCUAUUGGAGUGAGUUAUGGAGCUUCCUUAAUCAUGACGAAUCCUAUUGAAACACAAACACCUGGCAAAGUUGUUGCUAUUGUAGUCUUUGGAUUUUUGGGCGUCUAUGCAUUCAUAAACGUCCACAUGUGGUUGCCGUGGUUUUACUUUACGUGGAAGAGAGUGAAACAUGAACAUGAAGAUCUUACGGUAGCUCAUCGAAUCCGACGCUAUUGUUAUCAAUUACUAAGAGAGUUGAAAAGGAUAGUAUUGAAUUUCGAAAGAGAUGUAAACACAGUUAGAAUUUAAUGUGUUUCUAUAUCUCGUCAAUAGAAAUGAGUCCUUGUUGGAUUUCUGAAAAUGUAGUACAAGAGUCCGGAGAUGAUUACUAAAGACCUUGGGGAUUAGAUUAAGAGCCAUGAAAGUAACUAAUUAAGUUUGUAUAGUGUCUUUCUAUAUUCGUGUAAUAAGGAGUCCUCCAUUGCAUACUACAUCAAGGUCUUGUAGUGAUAUUAUACAUCUACUCAAUAAAUGUUAUUGUUAAAA